CGCGCAGUGCCGCUCGAGCCACAGCCCGCUCGUACCUGAGUGCCCUGUGUGCCGUCGUCCCGUGUGCGUGUGCGUUCCCCCCGCAGGCCGAGCAGCAGCAGCAGCGGGCCAGCAGGCCAGCAGACCGAGUUGGGGCGUCACCACCACAGCGAGCGGCCAGCCCUGCACCGGACGACUUUCAUCCACGGCGAGUCGGUGGUGCACUAGUGCGUGCGGGUGCGAAAUGUGAGGCGGGCGGUCAUCGGCGAAGCGCAGGAUUUGCGGGCGAUGCAGCGAGGCCAACAACUUGCACAGACGAGAUCGGGAUAGAAGACGGCGACAGUGGCGACACACUCACCUCGUGUGCGUUCGGCGAGAUACACGCUUUUGGUCAUUUUUCUAUGAAAACGACGCGAACGAAAAUAAACGGGACCAAAAUCACACCUUAGAAAUGGAUCUGUUUAAAUUGAAGUUGGGUAAAGUAAGGGUGGGCAUCAGGCUGCUGGCACGAGCGGACGACAUAUGAGACAUUCGAACGGUCAGCGGCGGCUAGAUCACUAUCAUCCGGCGACCAGCGAGUCCGUCGACACACUCACCACCACCACUACUGGCUCCCAACAUACAGCAGUUUACGCAGAGGUAGUCGAGGUGGAGGAAUAUGAGCUGGGCUCCGACGUCGAGCCCGCUGAGGCUCAGGGAACCCUCAAGCUGACCUCGCGCCGCAGCAUCCACUCAGGCCCGCGACGACGCGCGCGUGAUGAGACGAAGAAAGAAAUACAAGUGGAUGAUGAAGCCUCACUCAGAGAUCUACUUAUCAGUCUGCAGAAGCAGGUGAGCGUGAUGAGUAUGAAUCUGAGCGCGAAGCUGGACGAGCUGCAGCGCGGCGACCGCCACUACGAGACGACGGUCGCCCUCUGCGACAUCCGCACGCAGCUGCAGGAGCUCACCAAGUCGGUGGAGUCAUGCCAGUCGGAGGUCUCCGAGGUGAAGCGCGACAUGGUCGCCAUCAAGCACGAACUCGACACCGUGCAGCAGGUGAAGGAGGAGAUCGAGGAGCUGCGCGAGUACGUCGAUCGACUCGAGGAGCACACCCACCGACGGAAGCUACGACUUCUAGAGCAGGGCUUAACAUUCUUUCUCUCUUACGCGAUCCUCGCUGCUGUGCUGGGGAUGCUGCAAUUCGGAUACAACACGGGUGUAAUCAACGCGCCCGAGGGCAACAUCGAGUACUUCAUGAAGGACGUGUACAAGUCCCGCUACGGUGAGGAUCUUGCUGAUGAAGAGGUCCAGCGGCUGUACUCACUCGCCGUAUCGAUAUUUGCCAUCGGCGGUAUGCUGGGCGGCUUCAGUGGCGGCAUGGUGGCCAACCGUUUUGGAAGAAAAGGGGGCCUAUUGCUCAACAACGUGCUCGGCAUCGGCGGGGCUUGCCUCAUGUGGUUCACCAAGGUGACCAACUCGUACGAAAUGUUGUUUAUUGGUAGAUUUAUAAUCGGAGUCAAUUGUGGUCUAAACACUUCCCUAGUACCUAUGUAUAUAUCCGAAAUCGCGCCGCUGAACCUCAGAGGCGGGUUGGGCACCGUCAACCAACUGGCGGUGACUGUAGGGUUGCUACUCUCGCAGGUGCUCGGCAUCGAGCAGUUCCUGGGCACCAACGAGGGUUGGCCACUAUUACUGGGGCUCGCCAUCUGCCCGGCGCUCCUUCAGCUCAUCUUGCUGCCCAUCUGCCCGGAGAGUCCGCGUUAUCUGCUCAUCACUAAGCAAUGGGAGGAAGAGGCACGCAAAGCCCUACGAAGGUUGCGUGCUAGCAAUCAAGUCGAGGAGGAUAUUGAGGAGAUGCGUGCUGAGGAACGUGCGCAGCAGGCGGAGGCUUCCAUCAGCAUGAUGGAGCUCAUCUGCUCACCCACACUAAGGGCGCCUUUAGUCAUAGGUGUUGUGAUGCAAUUGAGUCAACAACUAUCAGGAAUUAAUGCUGUGUUCUAUUAUUCAACGAGCCUGUUUGCCAGUUCGGGACUGACGGACGAAAGCGCCAAGUUUGCAACGAUUGGCAUCGGUGCCAUUAUGGUAGGCAUGACGCUCGUCUCCAUUCCGCUGAUGGAUCGCACCGGUCGACGAACGCUGCACCUCUACGGGCUCGGCGGGAUGUUCAUCUUUUCGAUCUUCAUCACGAUCUCGUUUUUGAUAAAAGAGUUUUUCGGUUACGUGCAGGAAAUGAUCGACUGGAUGUCCUACCUAUCGGUGGUGUCCAUUCUCAGUUUCGUCGUCUUCUUCGCGGUUGGACCUGGUUCCAUUCCGUGGAUGAUCACCGCCGAGCUGUUCUCACAGGGGCCGCGACCGGCGGCGAUGUCCAUCGCUGUCCUCGUCAACUGGCUCGCCAACUUUCUCGUCGGCAUCGGCUUUCCUAGCAUGAAGAACGCGCUGGAGAACUACACCUUCCUACCGUUCAGCGUGUUCCUCGCCAUCUUUUGGAUAUUCACGUAUAAGAAGGUACCCGAGACGAAGAACAAAACGUUCGAGGAGAUCCUGGCGAUUUUCCGCCACGGCAACGGAAGGAACAGUUUUCGGGACAGCAGAUUGUACGGGAGUAUGCUGAACUGCGUCAAUGCGCUUGAGGGACAUCUACCGGUGGAGCAGGCCGGUUUGGUCCAUGGCGAAGAAAAAGGAGAUUCAUCCGGUUCGGAGCGUUCGUCGGUGCGCGGCGAGUCGGGCGGGCGCGGCCUGCCGCCGCCGCUGCCGCCGCCGCGCUACCCGAACAGCGCCGUCUGACAAUGGGAAGGUCUGCACGUCGCCGCGUUCGGUGGCGGCGGCAGUCUGCUGCCGCUGCCUGCGCCCCUCCUGGCGCUUGAAGAUCACCUCGUCGAACUGAUCACGCAACGCACCAAGGCUUGCGCCACCUAUCUACGGCAUAGUUUUAAGCGACCGCACCGCCAUUAAGAAAAAAAAAAACCUCCUCUCUCUCCUCAUCGUUUUUUCUAUACUUAAUGAUAUAUUAUUAUAAAUCGAAAACCGCAAAACAAACAACCGACGACAAAAACCUAUCUUUAUUAUCUACUACUCACUCAAAACUAUAAAGGAAUAUAUCUAGUCGAAACGAAAACGUAAACGUAAAUCACGUAAUGGGUAAGAGACGUCCGCCAUGUUGUAUUUCAUACAAAAUGGCGGCGCGUUGCUGUUUUGUUAAAAAAUCUUCCAUAAACAAAAAGAAACGAAUACCUGUAAGCGCUCGCGGCCUUCAAAACAGAAAACUCACUAACCAAACAAAAAUAUUAAACCAAAGUGCAUCGAUCGAGUAAUGAUUGCGUUAUUAUUGUUAAACAAUGUGUGCACCAAAAGGCGGCCCGAAGACGUUGCAAACACGAACUGAACUUUUAAUCCACAUUCACACAGAUUAACGACACACAAACACACGAAAUGAAAAAUAAAACUAGUUGAUAAUAAUAACUGUAAUAAUUUUAGAUACGAUAUAGACGACAAGAGGUUGUAAUACUACCAAUAGCAUCCGAACACGCAUUUCAUUAAUGAAAAAGAUUCUAAAAUACAAGAUGGCGACGACGACGCUGAAAUAAAAGCUGAUUACACCUUACACACCAUUCAUAUUCAUACAUUGACACGCAUUUUUACGAUAUAAUAGUAACUAAUCUUACGUGCAUGCAACUCUUGACCUAUAAACUUAACCUUCAAAGUUUUGUUCUGUUUUUAACGUAUUUUUUAUUAUCUUUGUAGUAUUGAUAUAUUGUGUACAUAAUUUGUUUUUGCGGCCUACGGAGAAAUUUCUGAACAUUUUUGGGUGGAAGCAAAUUACAAUCGGCUUACUUUUUGGAAACUUUUGACAUUUUCAUCUCAUUUCAUUCAUUUGACUCUGCAAAGAAUAAAAUUAAACGCGAAGUGUUAAAGAUUAUUCACUGCCACAUAAAAAUAAUAACUAGCGUUUAUUACUUAUUAAUAAAUAUGGUAUAUAAACAAAUUGAAAUGAAAUAGCGUCACGAUGAUGAUAUAACGAAGAAAAAAUUACCGAAAAUACUUGAGCGCACGUUAUUGCAUUUACCAAAAUGAUAUAUUAAUGAAUUGAGAAUUAAUUAUAUAAUUAAUUGAUAACCUAGAUAGACAAAAGAGUCGAGAAAAUCAUAUUUAUACAUACCGCAUAAAACAAAUCUAUCGAUAUUAAAUGACAAUUAUCUACGAUUAUAAUCAAUAGUUUUUGCUCAAUAAUUUAGAAUGCCACUGAAAACCGAAUCGAAAUUUAUUUCAUUUAAAGGACGGAAUCAAACUAAUUAAAUCGGCGGUUUUCAGUGACAUCGUUUAAAUGUUUGUUUAAGUUUUGAAUGGUGUUUUAUCAAUUGUAAGUGGAUUGUAAGUGAGGGGGAGAGAGAUCAAGCGCAGGCUUCUGUUUAGCGGAUGUCCGAUCGACGGCGGCGUGCCGAUGACCGACGAAGAGAUGCGGGGAAAGUGGAAGUUUCCAACACGUACGGCGACGUCCACCACCAUUGACAGCGCUGCCGCCACCGACGCCGACGCCGACACGGACGAAAGCAGCUCGUAAAACAUCAACACUUAAACAAUACUUUUAAAAAGAAAUUGAACAUUCGUUUGGUUUAAAACUAAAAAAUUCUAACCUAAAGUAGCGACGUACGAUUUAAGCGCAAAAGUACUACCCCUAUAAACAAUAGACACGAGUAUAUCUCAUAUAACUACGCAGCUAUAGUGAUUCGAACUAUAAACGCGUUUAUUAAACUAAACCUACCCUAAUUAAAGAAAAAAAAAUGAAGCAAAAUACGAAUACGAAUGCGUUGCGACUCUUAAUUGUUAUAACAAAGAAAAAAAUUGUAAAACCAAUUGAUUGAUUAGUAUCUAAGCACUGCCAUAUUGUCGUUGGUUACCUCUGAAUAACAUUUUUAAAUAACUGCAAUAUUCUAUCAUUUACAAUAGUAACAUUUAAGGUUAUAAAUGGGUUAUGGUAAUGUGAAUAAUUUUUGAGGUUAGGUACAUUACGAUAACUUGUUUAUAAGGUUUUUAUAGAUUGUUUGUGCACAAAUUUGUAAGUUUUGUUGUCUUGUUCGAAACUACUGCCGCAUUAAUGAAUAUUAUUGAUAAUAUUAUCCAACAUUACUAAGCGAUAAUAAUAUUAAAUUAAGAGCGGAGAAUGCGAUGCGAGAGGCGUAGUUUUACCUUUACGAUAUUGAAAUAUGUAAAGAAAAAACAAACUCAAAUUAAUAAGUGCACUGACUUAAAACAUAAAUAUUGAUGAAAUAUAUAUAUAGCUCUACGUAAGAACAUAGAAUCGAAGUUUAGUUAGAACAAUUCGUCAAACAAUUUUUAUUUAGAGUUAAUUUCAUUUUUUCACCACAAAAAAAAACGAGAGAAAUUCAAUAAAAUUGAGAACGUAUAAUCAGUCAAGUCAGUCAAUUAGUCGUUGCACACAAUUUGAUUCUCGAAAUAUGAUAAAUUAAAAUUGAAUGACGAUUAAAUUCUAAUUAUAUAAACAAAGUUAUUGUCGAGUGCGUGGCAUUGAAACGUACACGUACACACUUAGUUCACAACUAUUGUUGAUGGUUGUUGGCCUAAAACAAAAAAUAAAAAAUAAAAGAAAAUGAACGGUAUUCAGUAUUUGAUACUUAUAUUUAAUAAUUGAAAACAAUUUGCACUUUCCAUAAGCAAACCAUGAGAGUAAAUCGCGGAUAUUGAGGGAUGAUGCAAGGAAAGAAAAUAUUGGAAAAAUGGAGCAAGAUGAUUAUUCUAAAUGUAAAUAUUGUUACAUACAUAUAAUAAUGAAAUAAAAAUAAUAAUAAUUAAUAAUCAUAUACAUUAUUAAUACUAGUAAGGAAAAUAAUUUUAAUACACUCACAGUGUCAGAUGAGAUGAUGCAAAUGCAUAAAACUAAAAAAAAAAACAACUAAAAAUUUUUUCUUCCAAAUUUUGCUAAAUUAAAUUGAUUUGUUUUGUAAAAGUCAAAAUUUCGGGGAGUACGGAUGACGUUCCUCUCUAAUCUCCAUCACGCGUUGUCUCAAUUGUUUUAAGAUGUUCAUUAAUAAAUACUGAAUUGAUUGAUCGAGAUAAUUAUAACUAUGUAAUCGUAAUAAGGGUUGUAGCUCUGGUUUUGCCCGAUUUUGACGAACGAUGGCGAUUUGAUUAAAUUUUAAGAAGCAAAACUGUGAAAAUAAACCCAAUGAAGAAAAUACACACAAAACAAACGAAUGAAUGGAUGACUGUGACACGUUUAACGAAUACGAAUACAAAUCGGUUAUUCACUUGGCGUCUUGGCGAUUUUUCUUUUGUUGUGAUCUCACUUCGUGCGACGAUUUUUGAAUGCGAGCGAACUGUAAUUUAUUACAUAGCAUUAUGUAUAGAUUAAUAAAAUUAUAUAUUAUAUUGAAUUGACAUGGAAAUGAAUGAUUUCGAUCAUAAUAUGUAAAACUCAUGAGUUUCACUCUCUAAGGAAAAUACAAAAUGCAAUAAAUUCUAUCUCUAUA
Molecule: messenger RNA, 6443 nt
Organism: Dalotia coriaria
Lineage: Eukaryota; Metazoa; Arthropoda; Insecta; Coleoptera; Staphylinidae
Gene: Glut1
Product: Glucose transporter 1
Exons: 15
Coding region: 502-2742 (746 amino acids)
Biological process (GO): monosaccharide transmembrane transport
Cellular component (GO): membrane
Molecular function (GO): hexose transmembrane transporter activity
Source: RefSeq, a predicted model, not a curated record